GUGGACGGCUGAGCGAUACUGCAAAUGUCGGUAUCGUACUCGUCGAAGGCGCACAUCUCUGCCGUAUCGAAGACACCGACAAAUAAAAGAUGUCAAAGACAAUGGGUCGCUCUUCUUCCGUCUCCUCCAUUUCCCUGCUUGAGGUCAAAGCUGAGAGUCGUCUGGUCCUCCAAGCUUUCCUCCAGCGAACACUUACUGUCCCGUUUGGAGAAAGGCCUGGCUGGGUAGGAGGAACCUACAAGGAUCACGACCGGUACAGUGUUGGUGUCAAACCAAAAGUAAAAGAUCAAAGUCAUGCCGAGGCUGAAGAUGAAAACUCACCGGACGAGAAGAAGAGGGGACUUAAAAACUUCAUGAAGCAGCUGCCCCGACGUAAUAGUCCACGCUCUUCUGCCAAGGACGGGAAAGGUUCUUUGGGAAAGGACGGCAUGCUCAAAGCACCUAAUGUCAGAGAGCAGUCAGACGAAGACGUUUUAUCUUCUUCCUCUUCAUCAGAAGACGACAAGAGUGAGAAGAAACAGACCAAACACAGCAAAAGGAUCAGGAGAAAGCUGUCCAAGUUUUUCAAGUUAAAGAUAGAAAAGGACAAGGACAAGGAAAAAGAGGGAAAUGGAUCUCUGCCUCGGCCUUCCACACUGAAACUUGACAAAACAGUCGAGUCACCACUACCAAACCUUGUUUCUCCAAAUCACCCUCCAGACUUCUACGAUGAAGUUGCACAGAAGCUGGAGAGGAUUGCCACCAGUACAAAAAGACAGAGUCCCACUCCUCAGACUUCCUUGGAUGUGCAUGACAACGAAUUGGUGGUGCAGCAGCUGGUUGAAGUGUUGUCUGUAGAGGGAGAUUCUAUGAACAAUAAGAUCCAAAUGGACCCCUUUCUCCGCUCCAGUUUGGCUCGCCUAUCGUACAACUCCUUCGCCAUCCUUCUGGACACGGUCAGCCGCACUCAGGUAGUAGAAGCUCCAGUCCUCCUUCCAACGGCGAGUCCAACUUUGCGGCGCAUUGCUGUCACGAUGGAGGUGUCAAGGCGAAUCGUGACAGCUACUGGUGCCCAACGCAUGCAAGAUUUCGCACAGAACUACAUGGAAAGCUUUGCCCCCUGGGUCAAGCAUCAGGGAGGAUGGGAGAACGUGGCAGAAAUGAAGGAUCCCAUUGAAUAUGACUGAGUUCUCCAGGAGUUUGACAACACAAGGAGGCUUUGGUGGUAUCGAUUUUCUAUUACUGUGAAUUCAUAGUCAAAUCAAUUCACAAAAUGCAUAAAUGAAGGAUGGAUUAUGAGGUGAGAGUGCACUCUUCUUACGAACGAACGAAAGCAUCCUGGCCAAGCGUAAAAUGCUCAGAAUGUGUGGCUUGAGCAACUCCAGUUUCUAUGCAAGCAGGUGUUUAAUAAUCACAGUAUUAAUAACAGUACAGUAUAGUAGUUUUAGCAGAACAGUGCCCCUGUGAAGUCAUUUUACAACUGCAUUAUGUUUUUAUAUUGUGUGAUAGAUAACGUGUAUUAAAUUAUUCCAUGUGCACAGUUGCACUCAAAACAAUCAACCAGCCGUGCUUUUAAAAGUGUAUACAGUACAGGCCAAAAGUUUGGACACACCUUCUCCUCAUUCAAUGAGUUUCUUUUAUUUACAUGACUAUUUACAUUGUAGAUUGUCACAUCAAAACUAUGAAUGUGGAGUUAUGUACUUAAAGGGGAACAUUAUCACCAGACCUAUGUAAGCGUCAAUAUAUACCUUGAUGUUGCAGAAAAAAAGACCAUAUAUUUUUUUAACCGAUUUCCGAACUCUAAAUGGAUGAAUUUUGGCGAAUUAAACGCCUUUCUAGUAUUCGCUCUCGUGAUGUCACAUCGGGAAGCAAUCAGCCAUUUUCUCAAACACCGAGUCAAAUCAGCUCUGUUAUUUUCCGUUUUUUUCGACUGUUUUCCGUACCUUGGAGACAUCAUGCCUCGUCGGUGUGUUGUCGGAGGGUGUAACAACACGAACAGGGACGGAUUCAAGUUGCACCAGUGGCCCAAAGAUGCGAAAGUGGCAAGAAAUUGGACGUUUGUUCCGCACACUUUACCGACGAAAGCUAUGCUACGACAGAGAUGGCAAGAAUGUGUGGAUAUCCUGCGACACUCAAAGCAGAUGCAUU
Nerophis lumbriciformis (worm pipefish) is the source of this 2127-nucleotide messenger RNA. RefSeq names its product BCL2 like 12 (gene bcl2l12). Lineage: Eukaryota; Metazoa; Chordata; Actinopteri; Syngnathiformes; Syngnathidae. Gene Ontology annotation, biological process: regulation of extrinsic apoptotic signaling pathway. The record is from RefSeq and is a predicted model, not a curated record.